Messenger RNA from Sclerotinia trifoliorum, 1541 nucleotides. The record is from the annotation of a GenBank genome assembly. Lineage: Eukaryota; Fungi; Ascomycota; Leotiomycetes; Helotiales; Sclerotiniaceae.
ACCAGCACUAAAUCCAUUUACAUUCUCACAUCUACUUCGGAGACUUUCUACUUAGUAUAUUCCUAUUGUACUCCUUGGCAAUUUUGCUACAAUGGCUCCAUAUGAUAGUGAUUCAUCCGGAGGUGAAGAAGAAGAUUACACAGAAACAAAUGUUCUUCUUGGAUAUGCUGGGAAAGAACCUCAAGACGACACAAUCAGUUAUUUAGGAGGUGAGCCUGUAAGUAUUCUCUGCGAUUCUCUUCGCAAUCCCCGAAAGAACACUCUCCUCACAAUAAGAAUCUCAAAUACAACUAACACUCACCUUCAAGACCUGGAUCGACCCUACCACUCCUCCAUCUGCAUCCCUCGCAAAAUGCAAAGUCUGCAAUGACCUCAUGGUUCUCAUCCUCCAACUCAAUGCCGAUUCUCCCUCUCACUUUCCAGGCCACGAACGUCGUCUCUAUAUCCUUACGUGCCGUCGCAAAACAUGUCGGAGGAAGGAAGGAAGCAUUCGCGCACUGCGCGGUACACGAAUUGCCGAAUCUGCAAGCAAGCCCAAAGCAAAAGAACCCGAAAAAGAGAAAUCAAAGCCAGAACCUACAAAACCAACAGUUAAUCUAGGAGAGAGUCUAUUUGGGGCCAAACCAUCGACAUCGGGAAAUCCAUUCGCGACGGGCUCAAAUCCUUUCUCUACAGGAACGGGAGGAAAUACAUUUUCGAAUCCCUUCGCAGCAGCCGGUCUGCCGACUUCUGAACUUGCUGCCAAACCCCCUCAAAACCCCUCUCCAUCCCCCGAACCCACAUCAUCAGAAACCGCAAAAGAUACCCUCCCAAAAACCUUCGCAUCCGCCCUCUCUCUCAAUAACUCUCAAUCCCCUGCAGCUCCAACCCCUCCACCCCACGAACCCUGGCCCACAAACAAUCUCCCAUCCCCAUACCCCCUCUACUACCUCGUAGACGCCGACUACGAAACCCUCGACAAAGAGCCCCUACCUCCACCCCCGCAAGCCACAAUAGUCGACGACACCCCGGACUCUUCAUCCGGCGGAAAAGAAGACAAAGAGGUCUUCGAAUCAACACACGAUACCACCUUCCAAAAAUUCGCCGAUCGUCUCUCCCAAAACCCUGAACAAGUAAUUCGCUAUGAAUUUCGCGGUUCUCCAUUACUCUACUCCAAAAUCGAUUCUGUAGGAAAGAUUUUCGCAGACGCUGGAAAGGGGAAUGAGAAGGUUAAAGUUAGUAGUGGAAGCGGGAAUGGGAAAAUCCCUCGCUGUGCGAAUUGUGGAGCAGGGAGAGUAUUCGAGGUACAGGUUACUCCGCAUGCGAUUAUGGAGUUAGAGAGGGAAGAAAAGGGCCUCGAUGGAAUGGAUUGGGGAACGGUAAUUGUGGGCGUUUGUGAUAGGGAUUGUGUGCCUACGUGUGUGGAAAGUGGGAAGAUGGGGUAUGUGGAGGAAUGGGCCGGAGUGCAGUGGGAAGAGUUGGGCGGGAAGAAGUAGGGGAUGAGUUGAGACUGUGUUAUGGGUCACAAAUAGAUAGUCAUUUAUUGCGAAUACCACAUGAGA